AUGGCCAUCGCCUCUGGCGCUAUCCCAAUCGUGCAGAGUACGCCUGGUCUGGACACGGUCUACUCUCAGCUCCCUGUGGCGUUUGUGCGUGAUUGGAAGCCAGCGUCCAUCUCCGUCAAGAAGCUGCAGCGCUGGCGGGAUCAUCUGGCGCCCCAGUAUGAAGAUCCCGAGCUGGUGGCGAAGGUGAUCGCCAGACUCACAAUGAAGUAUUGGUGGGAGGGGACAGUCAAUCGCACAGUCAGGAUGACGAGCAAGACGAAAACGAAGAAUACUAAAAAGACGACGAAGGCCGCCGCGCAGACAGCAGUGGGCAUCCAAAGGGCUCCCACGCAGGAGGGUGCCGCGCAGACCGCGAUGGGCAUCCAGAGGGCUCCCUUGCAGCAAGAGGUCGCCGCUCAGACAGCAGUGGGCAUCCAGAGGGCUCCCACUCAGAAAGAGGGUGACGAGCGAACAGCAGUGGGCAGCGAGCACAUCCCCACGCAGGAAGAGAGCGCCGCGGAGAUAGAAGCGGGCAUCCAGAGGGCAGCGGGGCAGAAGGCUGGCUCCAGGCGGAGAAAGGGAGGCGGCAAGCAGAGAAGCUCGCAGGAGACAACCAGGCCGCGCACAAAGCAGGCUGGGAGUGCUGCGCAAGCAGCACCGGGCAGCCCGAGGGGCGCGAGGGAGCCGAUCGAGCGAGGCUCCCAACAGCAGAGGAAGCAGGACGGCAAGCAGAGGAGCAAGCAGGAGAUCGCCAGGCAGCGGAAGGAACUGAGGGUCGCGAGAAGGGCAGAGGAAGCGGCUCGCGCACUCGCGCAGGGGACUUCAAGGAGCAGCAGGGGGAGGAUGGGCAAAUGGGCCCAUCAAGGAGGGCUCCCCGCCGCGCCCCUCGGCAGCGGGCCGCCGGGGAGACGGCGCGGAGCAGCCACAGCGCGCCCGCGGCGGGCGCGAGCCUCGGCGGCCGCCCUCGCGCGGGAGCGCCGCGGGGCCUCGGGCGGCUUGGGUCCCUCUACAGGAGGGAGAUUUAAAACUAGUCAACAAAUAGUAUGGGGCCGAUUUUUGGAGCAUUCUCUGACCAUUUGGGAGCGUGUUUUUUUACGAUUUUCCUUGCCUUAG
Molecule: messenger RNA, 1092 nt
Organism: Prorocentrum cordatum
Lineage: Eukaryota; Dinophyceae; Prorocentrales; Prorocentraceae
Source: the annotation of a GenBank genome assembly